This is a messenger RNA of Alternaria alternata, 1198 nucleotides long. RefSeq lists its product as hypothetical. The transcript has a single exon. The coding region runs from base 175 to 1101 and encodes 308 amino acids. NCBI's taxonomy places the organism in Eukaryota, Fungi, Ascomycota, Dothideomycetes, Pleosporales, Pleosporaceae. The record is from RefSeq and is a predicted model, not a curated record.
GUGGUUGUGGAUGCCUGGCUGCGCCUACCUGAUUAUCUGAGCAUGACGUCUACCUCUUCCAAAUACAGUGCCGAAGUGCACAUCGAUCCAUAUAAAGGAGCAUCGAAGUUCAAAAGCACCUUCUAUCGCAGAUCGGCUUUGAUUGCUUCACGUCGCAAUUCCCCUUCCAACAAUAUGACCACCAUUUUCAACACACCGGGUACCUACCCGCCUAAUACCUUCUUACCGCAGAUAAGCGCCAUUGUCACCUCAAGCGACUACUCUUCUUUAGCUGAGGAAACAGCCAAACAUCUCGUCGAGGCGGUCACUACCUCUUCUAACCCCUCCUCGGCACUCUGGGAACUAUGGACGGCCUUCUUCGAAUCUGUCAUAUCUUCAUCUUCACCCGAAGCCCAUUUUGCUCUACUUGAUUCCAUCCGUGCACAGCCACCCACACUGCCCAACAAUUUAUCCAAAACAACAAGGGACGUAAAGGAGGCACUUCGCAGCCAUACUAAAGCGGACGGCAAAUUACAUUGGUCGCAACUGCCGCGAUUUGGUUGGGAAUGGUACGACACGUAUGCCACGCUUCACCAAUGGCGUGACUGGACCAGCAUACAAGAUGCAGACUCUGAAAGCGGUACGCCCAAUCUCAGGUCGAGUAUUACUUGCAGUCAGCGAUGGCUCCGCUUCGUCAACUUCUCAACCAGGCUGCUCAAACGCAGCAAGGAACAGCCCGCACAUGAGACUAUAUGGGUAUUUUACACCUGCAAGGAUGUACUCGAGCACGAGAAGCCCCCACCCCGUCAGCCAGAUAAGCACAGGAUGUCGGCUGAGCAGUUGUGGGCGCUGGACGUUCGUGUGGCAGCAAUCUGGGUGCGGGAUGGGGCGCGUGCACUGUGGAACACGGACUAUGGAGAGCUUAGGAAAGAGUGGGAGGCGGCAUUAGACGAACCGACAGACUUGUGGCCGAGAGAAGACGGACUGAACAGGGAACGGUGGCAACUAUGGGAGGAAAGACUAUUAGUUUUAAGUACAGAUGAGGCUAGUCUCGACGAGGAGACCAGAGGCCUGGUCAAAGAGGCGUAUGAAGUGGUCAAGGAGCUCUUGUCAAAUUUCUGAUUCUAACUCCGGCCAUCAGCCGCAAAUCCAUGGCCGGAUGGAUCAUACUGCAUAGCUUAGAUAUUUCCAAACUGACAUAAUGAGGCACUGGCACUAC